Molecule: messenger RNA, 2709 nt
Organism: Scylla paramamosain (green mud crab)
Lineage: Eukaryota; Metazoa; Arthropoda; Malacostraca; Decapoda; Portunidae
Product: proteasomal ATPase-associated factor 1-like
Exons: 7
Coding region: 273-1352 (359 amino acids)
Molecular function (GO): protein binding
Source: RefSeq, a predicted model, not a curated record
ACGGUUGUUGUGCUUGUGUUGCUAUUAUUUCCUGACUGAUAUAGAAGCACCUCUCUUUGCUGUCUUACAUCAUAUUGGUCCACAAGAAAUAAAUUAAAAGACUUGAGCUAGUGGUACUAGCUCAAGUCGACUAAUAAGCAGUGCCAGCUCUUUUGUCUGACUGCUGCGUUGCUUCAUAUCAGGGCACCGCAGGAAAUUAAUUACACAAAGUUUUAUGGCCUAGCCUUGUGACAGCAUUAUUUGUGUUGGACAAUGACACCUCAGCCUGGGUGAUGUACAAGACGCUGGGCAGGCAGGCGGAACAUGGCAAGGUGGGCGGCACCAACCCCAGCAGUGCCUUCACUGUCCAGGGUCGCACUGAACGCACCAUCACCAUCACUUACACUCCCACGGGCCGCUCCACACUGUUUGUGGCGCCGACACAGACCUUCAGCCACAUCCAUGCUAAGAGUGUGAUGUCCCUGGACGUGGCCGAGGGAGGCCUGGCUGUGUCUGUGUGCGCGGAGAACAAGCUGCUCGUGUGGGAGACUGAGACAGGACUGGUCAGGAGGACCCUGGAGGGGCACCUGUUUGAUGCCUACAGCUGCCGCCUCUUUCCCUCUGGCGUGGUGGUGCUGUCGGGUGGUGGGGACAUGCAGCUCAGGAUAUGGGACGCUGUGACGGGCCAGUGUCCUGUAGUGCUCAAAGGACACACGGGCGCUGUGCUGGACACCGCCAUUGUGGAGCGUGGCAGGAAUGUCAUUUCUGUUAGCAAAGACGGGAGUGCCAAGCUGUGGAACUGUGGUGCCGCAGCCUGUGUGGCGACGCUGCUCACCACUGAGUCUGUGUUGAACUGCUGUGCCAUUACUGAUGUUACUGGAAGCAUAGACUUGCCACCACCAGCAGAGCCUCCCAGUGAGCUGGAGUAUGGGACAGCUGGCAAGGUGCUGCUGGCCGGUGCUGAUGAUGGACAGGUGCAUCUGGUGAAUGUGGCUGGCCGGGCGGUACUGGCUGUGCUGCCCCUCGGCUCUCCUGUGCUGGCCGGCUGCUGGGCCACAGCAACCCUGGCCGUGCUGGGGCUGGCUGAUGGGCGGCUGGAGGUGGUCGAUGCACAGACACUGAACAGCCGGCCACUCUCACAUGACAGCGCCUCCUCUGUGGAAAGCAUUGUACCUCAUGCUGGUGGUGUCCUGGCUGGGCGACGGGAUGGCACCUGUCAGUUCUACAAGCUGGAUGGGUCGAGUUCAGCCCAGCUCACUGGCUCGGAUUGCGACCCAAUCUACAGGAUAGCAAUUAACUCCAGUCAUAUCUAUGCAGCCUGCAGGGACGGACAUGUUAGGAAAUACUGCAUCAGAGACCUGGGUGCUGUGUGAACGGUGUGUGUGUGUGUGUGUGUGUGUGUGUGUGUGUGUGUGUGUGUGUCAGAGCUGCACCUCCACACACUAUGCCUGUUACUCUUAAAAUGUACAUCUCUUUUACAUUUUUUUUUCAUUUUUUUUUUUUUUAACUAUAAUAUUUUCUAAUUUUGGUGUUGCUUCACUUUUUCCUAACAUCAACUUCUCUUAAAAUUUUGAAUGGUACACUUUGACAUUCAGUACAUACUGUCAAAAUUGUCACUUGAAGUUGGACUGCAUGAAGCCAUUGUUAAGUUAUUUUUAUUGUUGUUAAGUCAUUUGUGCCUUGUUGUCUUUCCCAAUCCUUCCUCCCUCUGUGGCACCCCUUGUCUUUCAUUGUCCUUUCUACAUUCUGCUCCUUUCCUUAUCUGUGCUUCACUUUCAUGUCUGCCAGUUAAUCAAAUAAUUUUCACUUAAUUCCUUCCUUUACCUGCUUCCCUGUCUUCUUUACUAAGAGCACCCUGUGAUCUCUCUAGUGUAGUAUAUAAGUUUACUAUAAUUCCUCCCUCUCCUUGCUCUUCCAUCUCUAAUCUUUCUUUCUUUAUAAUCUGGCAUAUUUGUUUCUAAUUUUUCCCCUUCUGUGCUCAUCCAUCAUAAGUAACAGUGCCAUAAGAUCUCGAGUUUGGCACAUGUCUGCUUUUAAUUUCUCUCUGUACCUCCAUCUCUAACAACAGUGCCAUAUAUCUCUAAUCUGGCACACUUGUAUACUCUAAUUCCUUCCUUUGUGUUCCUUCAUGUUCACUGACUGUGCCAUAUGAUCUAGUCUGGCACACGCUCUUUGUGGCAUUUCACUCAAUUUUUGCUGGUUCCACUCCCCAGGCUGGCACUCAACAUGGUGCCUGGUCUGUGGUGCCAGUGUCAGUCUCCCACCUGGUGUGUUCAUUCCACUGUGUUUGAGUGGCUUUUGAAUGUAUACUUACCUAACAUGUUCUCUUUGCUACACGUAUGGUGGCUGUGAAUACAUUAUAGAAUUUCUUGUACAUUUUCAAGGUCCAGUUAUUUUGGUGGAAUAAAAGGUCAAGGUCAUUCACAAGUUUUUGUCAUUGUUGCAAAAAAAAAAUAGUUGGUGUUGUGGGUGUACGAUGCAAGUUGUGUUUUCCUUGUCACUGCCAGCUUGGCCUUACUGAUGCACACUGUGCCAGACUCCCUGUAACAAAAGCAGGCAAUAAAGAGGCUAUGACCAUCUUCAACAUUUAUUCAUAAUUGUUCCAAAACUCACAUUCCCAUCAUGUAAGAACCUGGAGUUGUGGACAAGAUCUGUGGCAUCAUCUAAGUCAGAUCUUGCACUAAUACAUGAUGUCAACAGUAAUAAAUAACUUCCCUCCUCUGAACCAAA